Molecule: messenger RNA, 684 nt
Organism: Adineta ricciae
Lineage: Eukaryota; Metazoa; Rotifera; Eurotatoria; Adinetida; Adinetidae
Source: the annotation of a GenBank genome assembly
AUGAUUGAACCGACAAAAAAUAACAAGUGGAAAAAAGGCCGCUUGGAUAUCAGUCAACUUUUAAUUCAAUUUACUUUCGCAUCAACGCAUUUCGUUUUCACAAUCAAGAAUACUAAUCAGCAAAAAGAAACAGAUAAUUAUCCAAACGAAUUAAUGAAUUCACUCGCAUCAAUCCUCUAUUCAUCAUCGCCAGUGAAUACGAAGAAGCGAAAGAAUCUGUCUUUCCAACCUCUUCCUACCAAAUCAUCUCGAUGUCAAGUUGGCAUGUUAUUUCGCUCGUCAACACCGAAAGCAUCGUUACAACCCCGAAUAACAACGGCAACAGUAGCAGAUCAUCCAACGACACUGUCCAAUUCGUCAUCUGCAGUAUCAUCAGCAAUGUCCUCUCCUCAAAGUCCACGCUGUUCGACACCGGUAUUUGCAAAACAGAGACGCACACGACCAUUCAUUGCCUGCGAAUUGUGUCGGCAACGUGCAUUUCAAUCAGUAAAUACUGAUAACCAAAAACAGAAGGAAAGUAGCGUGAAAAAGAAAAGCUCGAAAGAACCCAGUCCUCAUCGCCAUUACCAUCAUUCAGCUACACUACAAUAUUAUCAAUAUCAAACGAAUACGAGUAGCAGUCUUCGACGAAGACGACGACGACAACGUUCCUCUGUUGAUCAACUACUUGUGUGGAUUGUCUAA